This is a messenger RNA of Humulus lupulus (European hop), 1562 nucleotides long. RefSeq names its product nuclear/nucleolar GTPase 2-like. Lineage: Eukaryota; Viridiplantae; Streptophyta; Magnoliopsida; Rosales; Cannabaceae. Bases 1 to 690 code for a protein of 229 amino acids. The record is from RefSeq and is a predicted model, not a curated record. The transcript has a single exon. Gene Ontology annotation, cellular component: nucleolus.
AUGUCGAAUAACUAUAAUGUUAUUUUAAAGGAGAGAAAAUUGCCUUUGUCUCUCUUGAAUGAUCACCAGAACCAAGCGAGAGUUCAUCUACUCGACAGAGAGCCCUUUCAGGAUGCUUUUGGACCAAAGACUAAGAGGAAGCGCCCAAGACUCUUAGCUUUUGAUUAUGAUUCUUUACUAAAAAAAGCUGACGGUUCUCAGGAUGCAUUUGAGGAGAAGCAUGCUGAUGAUGUCAAUGUUGAAGGAGGUGAAGGGGAUGGAUUCAGAGACCUGGUUCGACAUAAUAUGUUUGAGAAGGGUCAAAGUAAACGUAUUUGGGGUGAACUUUACAAAGUAAUAGAUUCUUCAGAUGUUGUUGUUCAGGUUUUGGAUGCAAGGGACCCACAAGGUACAAGGUGUCACCACUUAGAAAGGCAUUUGAAAGGGCAUUGCAAACACAAAAACAUGAUUCUUUUGUUAAACAAGUGUGAUUUGAUUCCUUCAUGGGCAACAAAAGGAUGGAUGAGGGUACUAUCCAAGGAAUAUCCAACUCUUUCUUUCCAUGCUAGCGUUAACAAGUCAUUUGGCAAGGGUUCUCUUCUAUCAGUUUUGAGACAGUUUGCUCGCUUGAAGAGUGACAAGCAAGCAAUUUCUGUCGAAUUUGUUGGAUAUCCCAAUGUUGGGAAGUCAUCAGUUAUUAACACAUUGUGAAUGAAAACUAUUUGCAAGGUUGCUCCUAUCCCUAGGGAAACUAAAGUAUGGCAAUAUAUCACACUUACAAAGAGGAUUUUCUUAAUCAACUGUCCUGGAGUUGUUUAUCAAAACAACCAUGACACUGAAACAGAUAUUGUGUUGAAGGGAGUUGUCCGUGUCACAAACUUGGAAGAUGCUUCAGAACACAUAGGAGAAGUUUUGACUCGAGUUAAGAAAGAGCACCUGAAAAGAGCAUACAAGAUAAAAGACUGGGAAGAUGACAACGAUUUUCUAGUUCAAUUAUGCAAACUGUCGGGCAAGCUCUUGAGGGAUGGUGAACCUGAUUUGAAGACAGCAGCAAAGAUGGUACUUCAUGACUGGCAGAGGGGUAAAAUACCAUUUUUUGUGCCACCACCAAGGCAAGAAGAAGACGAGUCAUCAAUUGAACCCAAUGUUAAAGGCAUAGGCACAGAUGCAACAGAGGAUAGCAACAAGGCAUCUGCGGCAUUUAAAGUAAUUGCGAGUGUUAUUACGUCCCAGCAGCAAAUGACUGUCCCUGUUCAAAGGGAUCUUUUUAGUGAGACCGAAUUGAGGGGUGAAGCAGCUGAGCAGCUUCCAACUAGCAAGAGGGAGACCGCCCAGCAACUUCCAGCUGCUAAGAGUAUGUUAGAUAACCAACUUCCAGUAACUGAGUCUUAGAGAUUUUUCUAUUAAAGAACUUUGUGUCAUUUGUAGUCCAGCAAUGUAGGCUUUUUUAUUCUUUUAAAAUUAUAUCCAACUAUAUUAUUAUGUGGGCAAGAAUUUUGUUUUAUACUCCUGGCAGAGUUGGGAGAAUAUGUGAAGUUCUAAAAAGUAAUAUGUUGCUUUUUAUACGAAGACAGCCUGCUAAA